AUGGGCUUCUUUCUAGGGGACCAUUUUGAAGCGUAUGUUGCGGUGGAAUCUUCAAGUAGAGAUCAGAAGAAGAAAUUUCCGGAUAUGAUGUGUAUUGAAGAAAAGAGCACUACUUCUAUACAGAGCAAGGGUGACGGUAUAAAUUAUAUUGACGACUACCUACGUGUCAAAUUUGUGCUGUAUGGUGGAUUUGAACAAUCGCCGGAUACUAUGAAUACUACGGAUUCCUGUAGUGGUGUUGAUUAA
Messenger RNA from Sclerotinia sclerotiorum 1980 UF-70, 246 nucleotides. RefSeq lists its product with no specific name. The transcript is spliced from 3 exons. The coding region runs from base 1 to 246 and encodes 81 amino acids. The record is from RefSeq and is a predicted model, not a curated record. NCBI's taxonomy places the organism in Eukaryota, Fungi, Ascomycota, Leotiomycetes, Helotiales, Sclerotiniaceae.